UUCAUGUGGCUUUUUGUUUAUUGUUAAAACCAAUAGAAAAAAAAAACAAUAAAAUCUUGAAAAUUAGACCGAGUAAAAUUUUAAGCAAUUUUCCCAAUAUUUAUUUUGGAGUGUACACAGAACUUGAGAAAGCAUGUGAUUUAUUCUCGGUGUAGGUACCAGUUUUUGCGGUGUCUCACAUCUGUCAACUGCAGGUGUUGCUUUUGUUAUUUUACUCGAGAUAACGUAUUUCAACUCUAAAUUCUUCAAAUAUUCAGAACGGAAAUCCAGCUGAAGUAACUUAGAACAAUCACCAACUUCAUCAACAUUCACCAUGGAUAACCUGGAUGAUUGUGAGAAUAAAGAAUCUAUCCAUUCACUUAUUAAGAAGGAGGAUGGCUAUUUCCAUGAAAGCUAUUGGGAGUUACCAAUAGAGGCAACUGAAGAGCUCGAGAUAAAAGAUGAACACAAUAGUUGUGUUGACACUAUUUCUGUUACACCAACCGAUGAACCCUGUGAUAAAAUGUUCGAUGCGGCGAUAGCCCUUAGUGGGCAUAAAAGCAGAUGUACAGGAAAACCUGAAAAUGCGUGCGAAAUCUGCGGUAAACAUUUUGAAAAUAAACAGCUUCUAAAUACUCAUGAGAAAGUACAUGAAAGAGAGCACUAUAAUUAUGAAACCUGCAACCGGGUUUUCUUCGCCGAAGCAGGUGUAACAAAUCAGGAUGAAGAUACGGAAGUCUACCACACUGUAAAACUUUCCAUAUGUGAGAUAUGUGGUAUGGAAUUUAACACGAAGUAUGAUUUAGAAAAGCAUCUCGCGUUGCACCAAAAACCAGUCAUCCCGUCCUCUUCUGUCGCGUGUAAAGCUUCUGUUAGUAGUGUUCAGGAUUCUGGCGAUUCUUGUGUGCCACUCAGUUCCAAAACCAUUCGACGGCCGUAUGUUUGCAAUGUUUGUGGUAAAUGUCUCGAUGCACCAUGCAGUCUGAAGCGUCAUGCUGUUAAGCAUUCCGACGUGAAACCUCACGAGUGCAAUAUAUGCUCUAAACGGUUUGCUCAUGUAUAUUAUUUGCGUAAACACAUGCGCCUGCAUAUUGCCGAAAGGAAAUUUAGUUGCGAUAUUUGCGGUAAGAGCUAUUAUGCUCCAUGCGACCUGCAGAGACAUUAUGACGUGCAUACUGGCAAAAGGUCGCACGUAUGUACGAUAUGCUGUAAGGCAUUUUUUAGAAGUGACCAACUGAAAACGCACAUGCAAACCAACCACACGGAAAAACUAUGCAGGUGUAGGACUUGUGGCAUGGAAUUCAAUACUAAGUAUGAUCGAAAAAUGCAUAUAUUAGGUAUUCAUAGCGUCCAACCCGAAACUUCUGACCCUUUGGAGCCAACUUAAUGAGCUUCGUUCGCAAUGCACCAUUGCCUUUAAUGGCACCUUGAUCAAGGGUUCGAUUUGCUUCAUUAUACGAUAUGUAAAUAAAAGUAAUUUAAACCAACCAAAAGCAGUUUAUAGUAGUAAUUAAGAUCGACACUAGUUUAGUAAAUUAUAGUAAAAUCACUUAAAAUAAUUUCUAACAAAAAGUUUCAAGAUGAAACUCAUAGUUUAAUAUUUUGGACAUUUGUUAUUUGUUAGGUUAGCAUACGUAAAUUCUUAAAGAAAAUUACA
Molecule: messenger RNA, 1636 nt
Organism: Wyeomyia smithii (pitcher-plant mosquito)
Lineage: Eukaryota; Metazoa; Arthropoda; Insecta; Diptera; Culicidae
Product: zinc finger protein 596-like
Exons: 2
Coding region: 314-1366 (350 amino acids)
Biological process (GO): regulation of transcription by RNA polymerase II
Cellular component (GO): nucleus
Molecular function (GO): DNA-binding transcription activator activity, RNA polymerase II-specific; RNA polymerase II cis-regulatory region sequence-specific DNA binding
Source: RefSeq, a predicted model, not a curated record